UUGGUUAAUCAACUCAUACAUUUGGAAAAAUGCGAUGCUAUUUAUAAAAAUAUAAGUUUGCACAUCGUUGAAAGUGUUCUGAAACAAGUACUGGAUUAUAUGUCUCGUAAAAUCAAGGAUGAAAACCAAGAUAUAUAUAGAGAUAUAACUUUGAGUGCCUCUAAGAAAACAUUGCAACAAGUUUCAAAACUUGGUUACUCAACAGUCUUUGCAACAAAUAGUCAGGAAGCAGUCAGAUUGAUUAAUUCAGAGUUUAAAAUAUUAAAUGAUGCAUAUUCAA
This is a messenger RNA of Racocetra persica, 280 nucleotides long. NCBI's taxonomy places the organism in Eukaryota, Fungi, Glomeromycota, Glomeromycetes, Diversisporales, Gigasporaceae. The record is from the annotation of a GenBank genome assembly.